AAAGGACAGGCAAACUGCAGGAUCUCCUUUCUGCUCAAGAAGACAAGACUAGAACACAGGAAUUGACCUGCUUUUCUUGCAUGUAAUAUAUAAUAUACACUGAGUGGAAGGAAUCAAAAGCCAUCAGUAUGGAUUUUGUUAUGAAGCAAGCUUUGGGAGGUGCUACAAAAGACAUGGGAAAAAUGCUUGGGGGGGACGAAGAGAAGGAUCCAGAUGCCCAAAAGAAAAUGGAAGAACAGCAAGAGGCUCUGCGUCAACAGGAGGAAGAAAGGAAAGCAAAAUAUUCAAAAAUGGAAGCAGAGAGAGAAGUCAUGAGGCAAGGUAUUAGGGAUAAGUAUGGCAUAAAGAAGAAAGAGGAGAAAGAAGCCGAGGCACAAGCUGCAAUGGAGGCUACAGCUGAAGGAAGCCUGACACGUCCGAAGAAGGCCAUACCUGCUGGAUGUGGAGAUGAGGAGGAUGAAGAAGAAGAAAGCAUUCUAGACACAGUUAUUAAAUAUCUACCUGGUCCACUUCAAGAUAUGUUCAAGAAGUAA
This is a messenger RNA of Bufo bufo (common toad), 533 nucleotides long. RefSeq names its product complexin 1 (gene CPLX1). Bases 129 to 533 code for a protein of 134 amino acids. The record is from RefSeq and is a predicted model, not a curated record. The transcript has 4 exons. Gene Ontology annotation, molecular function: syntaxin binding. Gene Ontology annotation, cellular component: SNARE complex; terminal bouton. Gene Ontology annotation, biological process: synaptic vesicle exocytosis; neurotransmitter transport; regulation of neurotransmitter secretion. NCBI's taxonomy places the organism in Eukaryota, Metazoa, Chordata, Amphibia, Anura, Bufonidae.